Messenger RNA from Kockovaella imperatae, 1129 nucleotides. RefSeq lists its product as hypothetical. Gene Ontology annotation, cellular component: chromosome, centromeric region; nucleus. The record is from RefSeq and is a predicted model, not a curated record. Gene Ontology annotation, biological process: mitotic cell cycle; protein localization to kinetochore; kinetochore assembly. The coding region runs from base 30 to 1079 and encodes 349 amino acids. The transcript is spliced from 6 exons. Lineage: Eukaryota; Fungi; Basidiomycota; Tremellomycetes; Tremellales; Cuniculitremaceae.
CCUUCUUACUUUGCACAAGAUUCCACAAGAUGCCACCUCGAAAGUCUGCGACCAAAGCAUCUCGACAAUCCAGGGUCUCUGAGGUACCUCAGAAAGCGGGAGAAAGUAGUCGAACCACUCUACCUGUCAUUCCUGGUCCUAGUAUACCGGAAAGCAUCACGCCAGAUUACCAGCCAUCAGAAAGGGAGAGAAUCAAGUUGGAUGAAGAGGAUCGAGAGGCUUUUUUGCAUGAUCUGGUGUGCUUUCAUCCCAGAGAAGUCUGCGAUCAAUUCACUGAACGGGUGUUGGAAGUCCCUGUGCUCAUCACCAACACCCUACAACACUGGGCAGAACAAAAAUACAGGCAACGAGACGGUGACCCUAACAAACUUGAACGAGAGAUGAACAUGGGCCUUGUGGCGAUUGAAACGCUUCUCGAAAGUCACGUUGAUAAAGCCAUGGAUAAAUUCACAGCGUGGGCAUUGAGAAACACGUUUGAUAUCCCGCCAAACGUCGAGGUCGUCUUGCCAUGGCAAGAAGGACUCGAUUUCGAUCGAGCAGCACAUGUCGUCCAGACGAAUGGGUUGGAUUCAUUGACCGAGUCGUUGGAAGGCUCACGGACAAAGCUUGAGCAGGCCCGCCUACUUGCUCAACGACUGAUUCUCGCUGAACAAGCUCUGGAUCGUAAAACAGAAAUCCUCAAACAGAGACAAGCAGAAGUAGGCUUCGUGAAGCAAGUCUUGGCAUCGUCAGGAUUGUCACCUUUACCCGAGAAGACUGAGCAGAUUGUCAAAUUCCUCUCCUCCUUACACGACACCCUCCAGCCAUUGACGGACGAGCCGCUUCAGAGUAAGGCUCAACCCACUGGAUCUAAUACGAAAGCUUGGGAAAUGGGAAGACAGGCAUACCUCCAAUGGGCGGUCAAUCGAGUCACAUCCGAUGAUAAGGCGAGUCUAUCAAAGUCGACGACCAACCUCGGUGCAUCGACUAUGAGCGUGCGGGAUGGGGGUGGUGGUGGGUCGGUCGACUCCGUAUCAGAGAUGAUGCAGCGGUCGGAUCAGGAAGGUCUGGAGAAGCUCACAAGAGCGAUGGACCAGUGAUCAUAGGUUCUUGUAUAACGAUUCGUCGAGGUAUUAAUGCAUUCUUGGGA